Saprolegnia parasitica CBS 223.65 is the source of this 1885-nucleotide messenger RNA. RefSeq lists its product as hypothetical. The record is from RefSeq and is a predicted model, not a curated record. The transcript is spliced from 6 exons. Lineage: Eukaryota; Oomycota; Saprolegniomycetes; Saprolegniales; Saprolegniaceae. Bases 9 to 1805 code for a protein of 598 amino acids.
GCCGCAUCAUGGGCGAGAUCCACCGCUGUGUGCAGUGCGAUGUCGACUAUGACGUCGACACAAACGUCCAAGGCGCGUGCAGCUACCACCCGGUGAGCGACUACAUCUAUGGGUCGUGGGACUGCGUCCUCUCUUGCUGCGGUACCAAAGUCUCUUCGUACGACCCGUUCCCGGCACGCGGCUGCGCCAAGGCCACGCACGCCGCUGUGCACCACGACACGUUCCCGUACCUCAACCGCAUCGGACAGUUCCGCGCCAUGCUGCGCGACCAUGACGAAUGGAUGCGCGUCGAGCAGGACGACUACACGGUCGCCGCGGACGGCAGCGACAUUGCGUGUCGCGUCUCGGGCCACGUCGGGCGCCUCCGCGACGGCGAGACCGUCGCAUUGUGGGCCAAGCAAGGCGGCAUCACUGUCGCGCUCCAUACGCUCUCGCCGUCCGAGCUCACGGCGGCGACGCCACCGCCGGCAUGGACCGUCUCGGAAGCGACGACGCGCGUCAACGACGUCUGGAACAAGACCGUCGUUCGCUUGGGCCAAACGUGGCGCGUGGAAGCCGCGUGGAUUGCAUGGGACAUGACCGCACGGACGCUUCAAGUGCGCGUCAAGGCGCCCACCAGCAGCGCGCCGAACGUCUCGCAAGUGUCCUUUUGCGUCGAGAAUUGGGCGGUCCACAGCGUCGCGACGGUUGUCGACGACGCCACCAACCUCGAUGACGUGGCACCUCGUGCGCCGUCUUCGCGUGCGUGUUCGCCCCGUCUCGCGUUUGAAGCGAUCCCAGAAGCCUUCUUCCACCAAAACCGGUCGGCGCUUCCCGUGUUUGCGUCGUAUGGUGCGCUGCCGCUGCGUCUCAAACUCUCCAAGCCCCUCGUUGCCAACGAGUCGCGCUACCACACAGCGGCGGACCUCUUUGAAGCCGAGUUUCUCGUCGUGAGUCUCUUGGAGCACGACGCCAUCGCGACGACGUCGACGCUCUCAGCAGAGCGCAAGCACAUACUCGAGAUGGUCCACGACCGAACGAUCAGCGUUGACGAGGCCGAGAGGCUCUUGAUCGCGACAGCCAAGACUGCGCCGCUGGCCGCGGCACCCGAUGGCAGCAUCACGCUCGUCGACGCCGCGUGCGACCUCAGUGUCGACGACGGCGCGACCUGGACCAGCGCAAGCCACGUGACGUGGGACGAUUCGGACGCGCUUUUGCUCAAGGUGCUGCGCGGUGACGUGCUUCGGUGCAAGGCCUCGGCCCUCUUUCCCGCUCCGACCAAGCAGGGCCAGUGGCGCAACCAAUCGUUCUUGACGCGCCGCAUGAGCGCACCGGCGCGCCUGCGCUGGACGGUUGAGAGCGCGUUUGGCGACACGUGCACGCUCGAGACGUCGUUUCGGAACCCACCGCUGGCGCCGCUGCCGACCAAGCACAUUGCUGAUGACUACUUUUUUGCGCAUCUCGAUGCGAUCGACCAAGGGUUUGAGCGCCGCUUUGUGCGCAUUCAACGGCCCACUAAAGACGACGAGAGAAGCUCCCCCCGUGUGGUCUGGAAGAUUGUCUCGGCGACCAUGUGCACGACGACGCACUCGGUGACGACGCGAACGCUGCGCACGUGGCGCCGCGAGCUCGCCCCUGGACAGACGGAGCUGCCACUGACGAGCGUGAGCGAGCCAGGCAGCGUCGAGUGGACGGGUCUCUUUGACGCUGACGCGCGUUUGGUCGCGCUCCGCGUCAAGCUGCUCUUCGACGACGCGGUCGCAGAACACACGUGGGACGUGCCGUGGACGCAAGUCGCAGCGUCGUUGGUCGAGGCGGCCGCUUGAGACGGCGGUGGUUGCAGCCUCGAUUCGAAAGCGAUGCAGCAACCGGUGCAUAUUAUGUAUAACAAUGUAGCGAUCUCUGC